Messenger RNA from Colletotrichum scovillei, 1938 nucleotides. RefSeq lists its product as uncharacterized. The record is from RefSeq and is a predicted model, not a curated record. Lineage: Eukaryota; Fungi; Ascomycota; Sordariomycetes; Glomerellales; Glomerellaceae. Bases 850 to 1938 code for a protein of 362 amino acids. The transcript has 2 exons.
CUCACGGUUUCACCUCGAGGCUGGCGCACAAACCCCCCAUUGUGUCGUUCCCUCCUUCGCCCGACCACCUCACCGCUGUGAUGUGCACAGGAAGUUGCCUCCUCAGUCACCACGCAGCAUGGCCUCCCGGUGGUAUUAGAGGCGCUCAGGAUCUGACAACCUCACAGUGAUUCGUCAAAAGGAAAUGAGAUAACCAGGGUGUUACCAUACUGUCGGGACAAAAGCAGGGCCAGAAGUUCACAACAACCUCGUUUCGAAUCCCCUCGCCUGUUUGCAGGGCCAGGUCAGUCCUCGAAUUGAGUCAAUGGCCGUGGAGGAAAAACGCCACAAUAAUGUUGGCCGAAGAAGGAUCGUGUCGAGUACGGUACCCGGGCAUGCGUUGUCCAUGGCCUUGGUUUGAGGACUUGAGAAGGCCGGAUCUCUUCGGUUUUGGGCGGCUUGCUGCAUACAUAGUCCAGUCGCCUGCCUUUUCGCCCCCUUUCUCUAUCUAGCAUGUUUUGAUGUCUUUCUUGUUCUGCAGACUGUAGAUCUUUCUCUGUUGAUUUUCGUUGUACGACUUUACGAUAAUUAUUGUUCCUUACGGGCUCUCGCUCACUACACUUUACGAUAAUCUCUAGUCACACGAUAUCCUUCUCAUGCUGUUAUAGCAACAUCUCAGUUCACUCCAGAAUUCUAGCAGGGCUCGUCUUACCUACGUCUUCUGCUUUGCCUAGAGAAAGACGAGAAAUAGAAAGAGCAAGAGAGAUCCUCGUGAUAGUCCAUCAAGAACUACAAACAUAAGAUACCUGCUGUAUUUACAACGUUGUCUUGCCGAAGAACUCGGAAACAUCUCAGCACAACUCACCCAACAUGCCCCGAGCUCUUCUCCUUUUCCUCCUCCUGUUUGCUCUAGGACUAGAUGGCGUCUCAGCAAUCAACCUCCGAUACGCGCCCCUCGCACCGCCAAAACCAACAAAAGCCCCCUCGCGCAACGGCACAAACAUCUCGAACGACGACCUCAAAAGACGACAAGCCGUCUCCGUGACCUCCGUGUGCGGAUACUACAACGGCGACCCAGAAAAGGCAAGGACGGCUGAUCCGGGUUUCGGCUGCCGGCUCGAUAUCGACCGCGGCCUCUGGGGCUUCUGUCCCACGACCGUCAUCUCUGCCAAAGACUGCGGACUGGCCGGCAACUGCGUCGACUCGCAAAACUGCAAAUCCGGCUGCGGAAAGACGGGCAUCGCAGGCCUGACGACUUUCACCUGUGCAACAGAUAGAUUCUGCUCCACCGUUAUCCUCGAAGGGGGCUUCGAAGGAGGCUUCUCCUACAUUGCCUGCGGCAACGUACCGACAAUAGAAACGUUGUUCAAAGAAGCCAUCACCACCACUGAGACACCCACGUCUAUCAUCGCGACUACUGUACGCAUCAUACCCACAGACGCCACCACAAUACAAUCAACCACAUUGACUUCUUCGUUGACAUCCUCUCCUACCUCAACCACAUCGUCGGGCGUAUCUUCGUCCGCAACCCAGCCCACCUCGCCAGCGAGCCAGACGACCUCCCCCAUAGACGGAAACAAGUCAUCAUCCGACGGCUCAAGCAACACGGGCGCCAUCGUCGGCGGCGUCGUCGGCGGUGUCGCCAUCAUCUGCGUUACAGUUGUCGUUGCAAUCUACAUUAUGCGACGUAACAAGCGCACCACAGAGGAAGAAUCUCAGGAGAAAAAGCGGGGGAGCCGCUUCAGGUCGUGGGGACGGUCGUCCUCGAAACCUCCCAAUUAUGAACAGAGCGAAGCUGUUCGGACAGAUGCACAAGGAUUCGACUCUGGACAGAAUAAAAUGUACGCCGGGUGGGGUCCGUCUGAAGUAUAUGGAUCAGAGCCACGAAGGGAUCCCACGGCGGCCCCCGUUGAGUUGCCGGGCGCUUCCCCUGUAGAGCUUCCGAGCCGGAGAGGUUGA